AUGCCUCGUGGUGCAAGGAUAUUCUGGAGGAGAGAUAGCUUGUCAGGUGAUGAAGUUUCUGAAGUGAUCAAUGAUGGUCUUAUGUCACGUGAUAUGUCGAGGUGGGAAGUUGGUCAGGGCAAGCAACAAGAUUCUCUCCGCUUGGAAAUUAUGUCGUUGGAUAAGUCCUAUGAAGGUAAAUACACCUGUGAAUGUCAGUAUACUGGAUCUGUGGAGUCAGCAAGAGUUCACAGGAUUUUACGCGUUUUUGCGAAGCCGAACAUAGUUCGACAUAUGUCAUCCUAUGAUACAGAUGCUGACGCUGGCGAUUCAGUUGAACUGCAAUGUAAUGCUGAUGGAAUCCCACCGCCAUUCAUAUACUGGAGACGUACAGCUGGUGCAAGCAGUAUAAUACGUAAUUUUGGCUCUGUCAAAAGUGGUAAUGUUAUUAAAUUUGACCAAGUAGAAGCUGAUGAUGCAGGAGAGUAUAUGUGUUAUGCUGAGAAUUCAAUGGGUAAGGCUACUUGGCGUGUACGAUUGCAAGUGAGACAUGCACCAAUAGUCCGAAUAUUCCCAUUUGUACCAUCACAGAAAUCUGGUUGUAAUUUACGACUGAUAUGUCUGAUUGAUGCUAAUCCACCGGUCUCACAACACGCUUGUCGAUGGUCAUCGAAUCGAACGGGGACUGUCACGUCAUCAUCUGUUGGCACCAAGUUAACCUACUUAAAUGCUGGAUUAAUACGUCAUUCAAUCAUGGAUUUGGAGCCUGUUAGUAAAUUGAAUUUCGGCGAUCUUUACACGUGUACUGCAUCGAAUACACUAGGGACAACAAGUGCUACUACAGUAAUUACAGAAUCUCCAACUGAAGUACUACUCAUCAACGGUAGGAAUGCUUGUAAUCAAGCCGUCAAUUGGAGAAGGAGAAUAAAUUUCCGUCUACUGUUCAGUGUUCAAUGCUUCCAUUUAUUUAUUAUUAUUAUUACUACUACAAGUAUGCUAUAA
Trichobilharzia szidati is the source of this 981-nucleotide messenger RNA. Lineage: Eukaryota; Metazoa; Platyhelminthes; Trematoda; Strigeidida; Schistosomatidae. The record is from the annotation of a GenBank genome assembly.